Molecule: messenger RNA, 873 nt
Organism: Pararge aegeria (speckled wood butterfly)
Lineage: Eukaryota; Metazoa; Arthropoda; Insecta; Lepidoptera; Nymphalidae
Product: GATA zinc finger domain-containing protein 10-like
Exons: 4
Coding region: 177-794 (205 amino acids)
Source: RefSeq, a predicted model, not a curated record
CAAUAAUAAAAUAUUUUAGUUAACCCAUUCUAUUAUCAUCUUGACCUCGCGUAACGAAACUGGCAAAUAAGAUAAUAUAUAAAGUAAAAUGGCACAUUACAACUAUUCCGUGAUUAAACGUUUGAAGACACGGUAGCUUUAACAGUCCAGCCAAUCGACUUGGGAAAACUUUAGCAAUGUAUUCGUCAAUAUUGAUUCUUAGUUUUAUUGUUGUGGGCAAUUUGUCUUUGUGUGAUGCAAAUUUUGAAAGGAACUUUAAGCCGCCCUUAAACAGCAAUAAGAUACCAGAUGAUGUAAAUAAUAUAAAUAUUGGAAAUGCAGGGAGGAAUAGGAGACCCAAUGAUUAUACUACUCGUGGUCAAUCACAGACUGGUACACUGACCAACAAAUUCGGCGAAGAUAUUACGUACACUUCUAGCCAAAACCCCGGACCAAAUCGUGAAGAACUUCCGUCGCCAAAUCCAACUUCGUACAAUGCCUAUUUAAAGCAGUUACAAGAACAACAACGAGAAAAACAACGACUUGAACAAAAACGACAACAACAACAGCAACAACUAGAACAACAACAACUACUUGAACAUCAACAACUAGAACAACAACGAGAACAACAACAGUGGCGAGAAAAACAACAACAAGCACAACGACAAAUACCAAAUUAUGCAGAGAGGCAGCCGUCAGCAUGGAUGCUGGAGCAGCAAGCUGCAAACGAGUUAUUAUUGAGAAGGUUGCUGAAUUUAUCCGAACAAUUACAAGAAAUUGUAACUCAAUUAAUUCAAAACCAAAACCUACCAUAAAACUUAAACCUUAAUGAUUUAUUUCUAUUAAUUAUAAUAAGCAUGUUAUUAUUAAUAUUUUUGUACUAUGUGACGUACU